This is a messenger RNA of Boeremia exigua, 9573 nucleotides long. Its product is annotated as vacuolar protein sorting-associated protein-like protein vps13. NCBI's taxonomy places the organism in Eukaryota, Fungi, Ascomycota, Dothideomycetes, Pleosporales, Didymellaceae. The transcript is spliced from 2 exons. Gene Ontology annotation, biological process: protein retention in Golgi apparatus; protein targeting to vacuole; late endosome to vacuole transport. The record is from RefSeq and is a predicted model, not a curated record. Gene Ontology annotation, cellular component: extrinsic component of membrane. Bases 1 to 9573 code for a protein of 3190 amino acids.
AUGCUUGAGGGUCUUGUUUCGAACCUGCUCAACAGGUUCUUGGGCAUGUAUGUCCAGAACUUCGAUCCCAAGCAGCUCAAUGUCGGCAUUUGGUCAGGUGAUGUCAAGCUGAGAGAUCUUGAGCUCCGUCGGGAAGCUCUCGACCAGCUGCGGCUACCCCUCAAUGUUGUGGAGGGACACCUGGGCUCCCUCACACUUUCCAUCCCGUGGUCGAACCUGCGUGGGAAACCGCUGAAGGUGCAGAUCGAGGAUGUCUUUCUGCUGGCAGCGCCGAAGGAGGAUGCCGACUACGACGCAGAAGAAGAAGAGCGCCGUGCACACGCUGUGAAAAUGGAGAAGCUGGACAGCGCAGAGCUAUUGAAGGAGCGUAACACAGAAGGCAUGAGCGCCGAAGAACAGCAGAAGAACCAAAGCUUCACUGCGAGCAUGGUGACCGCUAUCGUGGACAACGUCCAGGUCACCAUCAAGAACAUCCACAUCCGAUACGAAGACUCGAUAUCAGACCCCGGGCAUCCCUUCGCUCUGGGAAUUACCCUCGCCGACUUCAGUGCUAUCAGCACAGACGAGAACUGGAAGCCGACUUUCAUCCAGGGCACUGCCGUCUCGACACACAAGCUGGCAACACUGGGUUCGCUGGCAGUAUACUGGGACACCGAUGCGAAGCUUCUCGGCACCGGGAAAGGUAGUGACACCAGGGAUGAGCAGCACAUCGACCAUUCCGAGUUCAUCGAGACUCUCCGCGAUAUGAUUACAAGAGGCGACAACCCUGAGCUUGGUGACCAUCAGUUCAUCCUCAAGCCUAUCAGCGGCCGCGCAGGACUUGAGAUGGACAAGACGGGCAAGUCUGACCGACCAAAGAUGAAGGCCCGCCUGCUUUUCGACGAGCUAGGUUUCAUUAUCGACGAAGACCAGUACCGCGACGCAUUGAUGUUGGUCGACCUGUUCCAUUAUUUCAUCAGACACCAGGAGUACAAGAAGUUCCAACCAAAGUCAUCGCCGAAAGAAGACCCUGCUGGGUGGCUGCGCUUUGCCGGCCAGGCCGUCCUCGACAAGAUCCACGAUCGCAACAAGAGGUGGAGCUGGGCAUACUUCAAGGAGCGCCGAGACGAUCGCCUCCGCUACAUUGAGCUAUUCAAGAAAAAGAAGAAGGAAGAGAAGCUCGUGCCGGCCGAAGCUGAAGAGAUUGACAAGCUUGAGAGAAAGCUGACAUACGAAGACCUUCGGUUCUGGCGGUCUCUGGCUCGUAACCAGCUCCGCAAGGAGAACGUCGGUGUUAAGAAGGCGCCGCAGAAGCAGGGCUGGGGCUCAUGGAUCGGCUGGGGUGCCAAGCAGGAAGAGCACACCGACGACAACACCCAAAUGACAGAAGAGCAACGCAAGGAGCUCUACGAUGCGAUUGACUGGGAUGAGAAGAAAGCUAUAACAGAGUCUGUUGACAUGCCUCGCGAGUACGUCAAGAUGGAGGUCAACAUGAGCCUCCGCACCGGCAGCUUUACUCUCAAGCGCGACCCGCAUGGCAAAUCGAAUGAAAUCCUCCGCCUGCUCUUCGAUGGUUUCAGUACACAGUUCCUACAACGCACAGACUCGAUGUUUGUAAAGCUCGCUCUCGAAGGUAUGCGCUUGUACGACGGCACAACAGAGGGCAGUCUCUUUCCUCAAGUCAUCACAAUCAAGGAUGCACCCCCAGUGCCUGACAACAAGCGCAUUGAAGAGCUCGAUGAUGACGAGAAUGAGAAGAAGGAGGAUGACGCAGACGAGGACGAAGACAUUGAAGACCCGUUCUUCUUCCUCACUUUCGAACAAAACCCCCUUGACGACAGCGCAGACACUGCUCUGACGGUUAAGCUGAAGGGUAUGGAAUUCGUCUACAACCCCAGAUUCGUGGUGGAAACCGCGAAGUUCUUCAAGCCCCCGGAGCGGCACAUGGAGUCUAUUGGAGCGCUUAUGGAAACUGCCGGCGCAACUGUUGACACCAUUCGGCAGCAGACUCGCGCUGGCCUCGAGUUUGCACUGACCGAGCACAAGACUAUCAACGCACAGCUGGAUCUGCAGGCGCCCCUAAUCAUCAUCCCAGACUCUGUUACGAAGAAGUCUAGCAACUGUUUGAUCCUCGAUGCCGGUCAUGCAAGCGUAACAAGCGAACUCAUCGACAAGGACACAUUGCGCGACAUACAGUCAAAACAGCAGCAACAGUAUACCGAGGAAGACUUCAGGCAGUUGGAAAGUUUGAUGUAUGAUAAGUUCACACUCAAGCUGCAAUCGACCCAAGUACUCAUUGGACCCUCGAUUGAGGAGACAAAGGCUCAGCUUGAGGAGAAUGCAACAUCGAAGAACUUCCACAUCGUCGACAAGAUCAACAUGGACUUCAAGGUUGAGCUGUGUAUCGUCCCGAAGGCAUCCGACCUUGCGAAAUUCCGCGUAUCCGGAAACCUUCCUGUGCUCCAUGCGUCAAUAUCUGACGCCAAGUACAAGAACUUGAUGAAGCUCAUCGAUGUUGCAAUCCCGAAAUUCGGCGAUGAUAGCACAAGCAAGCAAGUCACCGAAGGCGCGAAGGGUCCGUCGAAUCUCAAGCCGGCCGAUGCGAAAGCGUCAGAUAAGGGACGACCACGCUCCAAAUCGUUCCAGUUCGCUGCUCAGGAACAUGAGCUUGUCAUGGCGGAAGACCAAGAUGAGGACUCUACCGAAAAGUUCGAGGAUGCUCGUGAAGCUGCGAACACGAACACGCACGUGCACCAGCGCAACUUCGAGUUCAAGUUCACAGUGGACAAAUUGCAGGGUUCGCUUUACAGGACAGACUCUGAAGGACGAAAACCCGACCAGCUGCUUGUCGAGCUCAUUGCGGAGAAUUUCGACCUUGACUUCUACCAAGAGCAGUUCGAGAUGGGCGCUGACGUCCGCCUGAGGAGCUUGGCGGUCGAAGACCAUGUUGAGGAGAACCCUCUACCGGAGUUCCGCAACAUUAUCUCUUCUGAAGACGAUUCUGCGGAUGAGCAGAAGGACCUGUUCUCGCUGAAGUUCACAAAGGUCAACAAGGACUCGCCAGAGUUCCAGACAAAAUUCGAGGGUAUCGCUACGAACCUCGAUGUCCAUGUCUCGACCAUCAACCUGAUCGUUACGAGAAAAACUUUGUUGACGCUUCUCGACUUCGUUCUCAUCACGUUCACAAAUCCAGAUCAGCCUCAGAAUCAGCAGGCCCAGAUCGCCGCAAAGCCCGACGAACAGGAGGUAGCAAAGCAAUCUGACGCUGAGCCAGAUAAGAUCCGCAUCCGCGCUGAGCUGAAGCGUAUUGCGGUGGUACUGAACAAUGACGGGAUACGCCUGGCCACGUUGAGUCUGGACUCCGGUGAUGUUGGGAUCAUGCUCAACGGCGGCACAAUGCGCAUCGGUGGACGACUUGGCAACCUGUCGCUCAUCGACGACGUCAACCAAGGUGUUCCGGAAACAUCUUCGCUGCGCCAACUUGUCACGAUCGAGGGCAAGAAUCUCGCAGACUUCAGCUACGAGACAUUCGACUCAAAAUCGGAGAGCUACCCCGGCUACGACAUGUCCGUAGCACUCAAGACCGGCUCCAUCAAGAUCAACUUCCUCACCGAGCCUUUCCGGAAGAUCAUGGAGUUUGCUGUCAAGUUUGGCAAGAUGCAAGCUAUUUUCAACGCAGCUCGCCAAGCUGCGGCAAAUCAAGCAACUCAGAUUCAGCAGAACCCUGCGAAAUUCCACUUCGACAUCACGAUCAGCACGCCAAUUGUUGUAUUCCCACGGAUGGUGAUCUCGGACAAGCCCGAUCGUGAUACCUUGACAGCGAACCUGGGUGAGAUUUACGCCAAGAACGAAUUCACAGCCCUGGACGACUCGGAGGAUGCCGACAUUGGCAACAAGAUCUCUGCUGGUAUCAGGAACAUCAAGCUCACCUCAAACUUGCAUUACGGGGACGACCGUUCGGAGGCGCUCGAGCUCAUUGACAAGGUUGAUCUUGACUUCAACAUCACCAUGGUCGAGCAUAAAGCUGGUCAACACCGGCCGGACAUGGAAAUUGAUGGAUCCAUGUCAGACAUCAACUUGCGUCUCACUCCAGAGCAGAUGAAGUUUGCUUUGGAGCUGUCGCGUACGAUUCCCCAGGCGUUCGCGUCAGAGCCAGAUGCGAUUGAAGAGAAUUUCAAGGAGGAGUUGCCCAUGGCCACGUCCGAACCUGCGCGACAACUUACAGAAUCUCCAAGUGGCGAGUCAACAAAAGACGUCGUUUCCUCGCAGGGGCCGGAGUUAUCUUCGGACGACGACAAGUGGACAAAGCUGGACUUCGUGUUCAAAGUUGGUGCUAUCGCUCUCGAAUUGAUCAGGUCCAAGGAAGGCGAGCCCAUUGGCGAUGUUGAAGCUGCCAGCCUUUCGAAGUUCUCUCUCAAUGACACCAACGUCAAGGUGCGCAUGAUCAGUGACGGUGCCAUGGAGGCUGAGCUGGUCGUUCAGUCGUUCUCCAUCCGCGACAGUCGCCAGAUGGGAACCAAUAAGUUCCGCAAGAUCAUGUCUUUGAUCAACAACGACGUCAAGCAGCAGUUCAUGGCUAGCGUAUCGAUCUCUGGUGGCAAAGACCGCAGCCUUAUUGCGCUUCUCACGAUCGACAGUCCACGUAUGAUUCUGGCAUUGGACUACCUAUUCGCCCUGCAGGCUUUUGUCAAUGCAGGUCUUGCCACGGAUGAACCGCUGGAUCUCGAGGAGGAUCUUGCAGAGGAAGAUACCGACAGUGACGACGAGCUUGAAUCGCAGGUUGAUUCGAGAGCUGUGCAGAAGCCGAAAGCUCCUGCAGAACCAGCGCAGGACGGCAUGAGCAUUUCGUUCCGUGUCAAUCUCGUAGACGCGCAGGUAGUACUCAUCGCCAACCCGGCGCUUGCCAAUUCCGAGGCUAUUGUCUUGGGCACGAAACAAGUCCUUGUAUCGAAGCAGCAAGCCAUGACACUGCAGGUGGACAAGGUUGGCAUGUUCCUGUGCCGCAUGGACCGCUUCGACACGAACCGUCUCCGCAUUCUCGACGACUUCAGUAUCCAGACGGCUUUGGACAUCCGCAACCAAGGCUCGAAGUCGUCUUUGAUUAGUAUCAACGUUGACAUCGAGCCUCUGGUCCUACGUCUGUCGCUACGCGAUAUUCUGCUAGCCAUGCAGAUUGUCAACCGCGCAUCUGCAAUGCAAGCAGACGACAGCAAGAACUUGCCUGAGGAGGGCGCGAAACAGCUGAAGCCCAGCACGCCGUCGAAGAAGGCAAAAUCGACAGCACCCGGGAGCACCACAAGACCUCGGGCAAAGUCGGUUGCAAAAUCGAAGCGAUCGAGCCAACAAGACGCACAGUUGCAGCAACCCCAAGCCACCUCAGCGGUCCUCAAACGUGAGGAAAUGCAUGUCAGCCUGGAAGGCCUCCGUGUGGUUCUCAUCGGCGAUGUGCAUGAAAUGCCAAUGCUCGACUGGCGCGUUAAGAAAUUCGGCGUCGAUGUUCGCGACUGGACAAGUGCAAUGGUCGCCGACACCUCGCUUGAGACUUUGAUCAACGUCUACAACUUCUCGAAAUCCGCUUGGGAGCCACUGAUCGAACCCUGGAGCGUCGGUUUCCACAUGGCGAAGGACCUGAACCCAGACCGUCUGUCUGUUGAAUUAUACUCACGCAAAUCGAUGGAGCUCACGGUCACAGCAGCAACCAUCGCCUUGGGCUCGAAGUCGUUUGAUUUCCUCACGGCUGACGAGGACAUUCUUUCUAAGCCUCGCGCUAGCGACGCGCCGUACCGCAUUCGCAACUACACAGGCUUCAGCCUAGACGUGUGGGCCGAGGGCAAAGAGCAGGAAGGCUACGCGGCGAAGCUUGAGGACGGCGAGGAGCAGCCGUGGCGAUUCGAAGAUCCCAUGUCGACCCGUGAGACAUUGUCCACGGACGGCGCGACUGGCAUGCUCGGCAUUAGACUCGAAGGAAGCGGUUUCGACACCCUGUCGCGUAUUCCAGUACACCGAGAAGGUGAGGCGCUGUACAACCUGCGACCCAAGCAAGACAGGGUACAGCAUCGUGUCCUGGUCGAAGUGAAGCUCGGGGCAGACAACAUCAAGAACAUCACCUUCCGAUCCCCGCUCUUGGUCGAGAACAAUACACAGAUUCCCAUUGAGAUCGGCAUGUUCAGCCCUGAGGAGGGCCACCUUCUCAAGAUCGACAAGAUUGCGCCCGGUGAUGCACGACCAGCACCCAUUGGAUCCGCAUACAUGCACUCGAUAGUCAUCCGGCCAGAUCAAGGCUUUGGCUAUGCCUGGUCGAACGAGCGUCUGUUCUGGAAGGACUUGCUGAAGCGCCCGACCAGGACCAUCACCUGCCGCGGUGAGCAGGAUGAGCAGGCCCCGCCCUUCUACUUCCAAAUGCAUGCAGCAUACGACAAGAAGGAUCCGCUGACUGGUACAUACCCGUACAUGCGGUUGCGCCUGCAAGCACCUGUGGAGGUACACAACCUUCUGCCAUACGACUUCAAGUACAGGAUCUACGACAGCAACACUAAGAAGGACUGGACGAACUUCCUUCGAAAGGGAGGUAUUAGUCCUGUGCACGUCGUGGAAUUGUCACAUCUCUUGCUUGUCAGCGUCGAGAUGCAGGAAGGGUCGUUCAAGCCUAGCAAAUUCGGCAUCAUCAACUCCACCGACCGAGAAAGCUUUAGAAGGGAGAAGGUGCUCGAGGUCAAGGACGACAACGACACAACCCUGCACCUCAACAUGCACUUCUACAACUACCCUGACGGUGGAGGCGCUUUCAAGGUCGCCAUCUUCAGCCCCUACAUCGUACUGAACCGUACUGGUCUCAGUCUGGACAUCAAGUCGCAACAGCAGCAGUUCCUGGGUGGUGGCCGAUCUUCGGGCGCACAAGGCACGUUCAGAGACGACCAGACCGAUGCCGGAAAGGCUACACCUUUCAUGUUUUCCUACCCAUCUGAGAACAAGAAGAAUCGCGCGUUGAUCAAGGUCGGCGACUCCAGCUGGAGCAAGCCUCAAAGUUUCGACGCCAUUGGUAGUACCUACGCAGUCUCAAUACCCGCAACCAACUCCAGGUCGGACAUGCAUCUUGGAGUGUCUGUCGCGGAAGGCGAGGGCAAGUACAACCUGACAAAGGUCGUCUCUAUCGCUCCGCGCUUCAUCGUCAAGAACAGGAUCGACGAAGAGAUCCUUAUCCGCGAGCCUGGGCAGUCCGACUGGAUGACGCUGAAGAAGGGAGAGCUACUUCCCCUGCGAUGGCUCAGACAGGGAGGGUCACCGCAGUUGUCUCUCUGCUACCCCGGCGUCAACAACCAGUGGUCUUCACCAUUCAACAUCUCUAAUGUCGGCAACGUGCAUGUCAAGAUAUCCAAGACUGGUCAACGCCAGAAGCUGAUGCGCAUCGACGUUCUGAUGGAGCAAGCGACGAUCUUCGUUCACCUCAGCAUUGAGACAAAGCACUGGCCGUUCUCGUUUAAGAAUAUGAGCGACCAGGAAUUCCUGUACUGGCAACAAAAUCCCAACCUCGAUGAAGACGAAGACGACCGUGGCUCUGGAUUCAGACCUAUUAGGUACCGAUUGCCACCAAGGAGCAUAAUGCCGUAUGCCUGGGACUUCCCUGCAGCGAAGAGUAAGGAGAUCGUGAUCAGCGCCAAUGGCAGGGAGCGUCACGUUAAGCUUGCAGAAAUCGGGCCCCUCAUCCCAUUCAAGAUCCCACCUGGCGAGCAGGGCGGCGGCAUGAAGGUCAUCGACUUGAAUGUUGUUGCUCAAGGUCCAACACAGACGCUUGAGAUCUCGAACUACAAGCCCUCGAAGAGCUUGUACAAGCAAAAGGCUGGUGCCAUGUCGUCCUCGACCACCACCGGUUUCGAGGUCAAGGACCAGGACACAGACGUCACUUUCAAGGCGCAACUGCGUCUCGCCGGUAUUGGCGUCUCACUAGUCAACCGUCAUCUCCGCGAACUGGUGUACGUCACGCUGCGCGACCUCGAACUGAAGUACUCCGACUCGGCCCUCUACCAGAUGGUCAAUGUGCAGGUCAAGUGGAUCCAGAUCGACAACCAGCUCUACGGCGGUAUCUUCCCCAUAAUCUUCUACCCUAGUGUUGUUCCCAAGACUGGAAAAGAGAUGGAGGCGCAUCCUAUCUUCCAGACCAGCGUCACCCGGGUAAAGGACGACUCGUAUGGUGUGAUGUACAUCAAGUACUUCAGUUUCUUGCUGCAGCAGAUGACUCUUGAAAUCGACGAGGACUUCAUCUUCGCAAUGAUCGACUUCGCCAACAUUCCUGGAGCGUCCUGGUCUGAAAAAGCAGAAGGCAAGCUGUGGGAAGAAUCGCUCGACAUUCCAGAGCCAAAGCAGGAGCAGUCUGGGCAGGACGUCUACUUUGAGCUGCUCCACUUGCAGCCCAUGCAGAUCGAUUUGUCGUUCGUCCGCACCGAGCGCAUCAACGCCGAGGACACCAUGACUACUUCGAAUCCGUUCAUGUUCGCGGUCAACGUCCUCACGAUGUCUAUCGGUAACGUCAACGACGCGCCGGUUCGCUACAACUCGCUCAUCUUGGAGAAUGCUCGCAUUUCGACAAGCGCUCUGAUCAACAACAUCAAGAACCACUACGUGCAGGAGUCGCUGCGACAGGUCCACGUCAUCAUCGGUUCGGCAGACUUCCUCGGCAACCCGGUUGGUUUGUUCACCAACAUCAGCUCUGGUGUUGCCGACAUCUUCUACGAACCGUACCAAGGCUUGGUCAAGUCCGAUCGCCCAGAGGAUCUCGGUAUUGGUAUUGCAAAGGGUGCUUCGAGCUUUGUCAAGAAGUCGGUGUUCGGCUUCUCGGACAGCAUGGCCAAGUUCACUGGCAGUAUGUCGAAGGGCCUGUCUGCUGCAACCCUCGACAAAGAGUUCCAAGACCAGCGCCGCAACACUCGUUCUCGCAACAGGCCCAAGCACGCCCUCUACGGCAUCACAGCCGGCGGCAAUGCUUUCGCCAACAGUCUCGCAUCUGGUCUCGGCGGUCUUGCUCGCCACCCCAUCCAAGGCGCCGAGAAAGAGGGCGCUUUCGGCUUCGUCAAGGGAGUUGGAAAGGGUCUUCUCGGUGUCCCGACCAAGGCUGCAAUCGGUGCCUUCGAUCUUGCUUCCAACAUGGCAGAAGGCGUGCGUAACACAACGACCGUCUUCGACCAGGAAGGCCUCGACCGCGUGCGCCUGACCCGCUUCAUCGGCACCGACGGCAUCGUGCGCCCCUACUCGCAGCGCGAGGCGCUGGGCCAGUUCUGGCUCAAGACGCUCGACAACGGCAAGUGCUUCAACGAGGACUACAUAGCGCAUCUCGAGUUGCAGAACAAGGACGUGCUGAUCAUGCUCACGUACAACGCCAUUAUGAUGGUGCGCACGAAGAAGCUGCAGACGGAGUGGGACGUGCCGCUUAAAGACGUGCAGACGAUCAGCAAGGAGCGGACAGGGCUGAGCAUCACGCUCAAGGGCGGGACGAACGGGCCUUUCAUCCCGGUCGCGGAUGAGGGUAGCCGAAACUGGUUCUAUCGACAGGUCGCUGUUGGAGUCAAUGCGUAUAAUGAUCGCUGGAACGCGAAGGGUUGA